AUGUACGCGUCGCCCACUUGGGAGGCUGGGGCCAGCGGCUGGGUGCCAGGUGCCGUGCCCUCAGCCCCCGGCCCUGUCUGCCCUGCAGGUAACCUGGAUGCUGAGGCCGGGGCUGCCGAGCGCACCGUGGAAGACGUUUUCAUCCGCAAAUUCAUCUACGGCACCUUCCACGGCUGCCUGGCCAACGAGAUCGUGCUGAAGCGCCGGGCCAACGUGCUGAUCAUCUGCGCCGUCUUCCUGCAGCGCCUGCCGCCCUACAAGUUCUACUUCCUGGUGGGCUACACCGAGUGCCCCGUGCGGCUGGAAGUGCAGCCCCAGCCCGAGAAGGUCGUUUACAAAUACCUGUAGCGCUGCCCUGGACGGGGCCCCAGACCUGUGCCCGUCUGUGCACUGGGGCUCCCAUACCCGGCCACCUGCUCCCGUCUCUGCUGGACCGACCCAGCAGGCCCUGGACACAGACUGGUGCUGUGGGCGCUGGCACCCGUGUCACUGCGGCCCAGCCAUGGGAAUAAAAGGAAUCUGGCCCCAG
Messenger RNA from Pelodiscus sinensis (Chinese soft-shelled turtle), 529 nucleotides. The record is from RefSeq and is a predicted model, not a curated record. Lineage: Eukaryota; Metazoa; Chordata; Testudines; Trionychidae.